AACCUUUAGCUGUCAGACACCGGAGAUUUGAGCCUUUUACCUACCGGAAAUACUGAAAUAGAGAGUCACAUGAAAUGAGCAUCACAUGCGUGACAAUGACAACUUAGAGGUACGUGGCAUGAGAGGGACAUGUAUUUGAACACGACCCCCUUCAAACGGUGGAUCCAAUCCCAACAAAAUAACAUCCAAGGAUCAAUGGAUCAUAUCUUGGUUGGGAUGGUUUGAAUGAAUGGUUACUUCCUGCUUUGGAGGCCGUCCAUCUUGGCUUAAUUAAGCACAUCGAUCGGCUAGAGGUUUAAGUUUCGUGCGUAAAGCUUUUACAAGAAGUUUGGCUUCAAACAAAUUAAUGGAGCAGCAAAGAAAAGGCGUUUCGGUUCCUUUGCUUGAAUCUUCUUCGACAGGAGCAGCCUCCACGGCUCAAACGCUAGGAAAUAUAAUAGUUUCCGUUGUUGGGACCGGCGUGUUGGGGCUCCCUUUCGCUUUCAGAGUUGCCGGUUGGCUUGCCGGGUUGCUUGGCGUUUUCAUUGCUGCUGUCUCCAGCUACUACUGCAUGCUUCUCCUUGUUCAAUGCAGGAAAAAGUUGGAAUCAGAAGGAGAAUCAAUGGAAAUGAAAACCUACGCCGACUUGGGUUACAAAUGUUUGGGAAGAACAGGUGGUUAUCUAUCAGAAUUCCUUAUUUUGAUUUCCCAAUGUGGAGGUUCAGUGGCAUAUCUAGUAUUCAUUGCACAAAACCUUUCAUCAAUAUUCAAAGGCCAUGGCCUCACCUUGGCGUCUUACAUAUUUUUGUUAGUGCCACUUGAAAUUGGCUUGUCAUGGAUAGGCAGUCUAUCAGCUCUAUCACCUUUUAGCAUCUUUGCCAAUAUUUGCAAUGUGUUGGCAAUGGCAAUUGUGGUGAAGGAGGAUGUACAGCAAGUGGUAGGAAGCGAAUUUUCGUUUAGAGAUAGGACGGCAAUCACAUCCAUAGGAGCAUUACCAUUCGCCGGAGGGAUGGCGGUUUUUUGCUUUGAGGGGUUUGGGAUGACAUUGGCCUUGGAAGCCUCGAUGAAGGACAAAUGCUCAUUCCCUAAGCUGCUGGCCAAGGCCUUCACAGGGAUAACCCUUGUGUAUAUUUUGUUUGGAUUUUUUGGUUACAUGGCAUUCGGUGAACAGACUAAAGAUAUUAUCACUCUUAAUCUGCCCCAUAAUUGGUGGACUAUGGCAGUUCAGAUUGGCCUAUGCUUGGGAAUAAUCUUCACAUUUCCAAUCAUGGUACAUCCAAUUAAUGAGAUUGUGGAAGCAAAUUUGGAAAAGGGAAAAUGGAUUCAGAAGCUCCACCACAGAAGUGAUUAUUCAACAAGAAGAAUAGAAAAGUUUGCAAUAUAUUUGAGCCGUGCACUUUUGGUAGUCAGCUUGGCGGUCUUGGCCUCAUGCGUGCCAGGGUUCGGUAUGUUCGCCUCGCUCGUGGGAAGUACUGUAUGUGCACUGAUCUCAUAUGUUUUGCCAGCCUCAUUUCACCUAAUAUUAUUUGGUUCUUCUCUUCAUUUCUGGCAAAGAGCCUUGGAUUUUUGCAUCUUGUCAUGUGGACUGCUUUUUGCCGCUUAUGGUACUUAUAACAGUAUAGUUGGGAUUUGAAGGGUGUUGGACCCAAAUCAUACUCGAGUGGAGGCCUGCUUAUGAAACGGAAUCAGAAAUCUUCAAAAAAAGAGAUACAUGGAUAAGGUGCAAGGGAAACUGUCUUCAAAACAAUUUUGACUUUGUUUUUCAUCUGGGUUUGAAGUAGAAAUACUGUCAAUACUUUUGCUUGUGACUUGUGAGUGCUCGGAUUCUCCUUUAUUAUUUGGGCUAUAUCUAAUACUUGCAAUCAUAGUGUUGCACUGUUGCUGUUUGUUGAAAAGUUAAAAAGACUUUAGAGGGAUCAGUUUCAAUCAAUUCCCCACUUCUCAUGUUUUGCUCA
Molecule: messenger RNA, 1934 nt
Organism: Alnus glutinosa
Lineage: Eukaryota; Viridiplantae; Streptophyta; Magnoliopsida; Fagales; Betulaceae
Product: amino acid transporter ANT1
Exons: 3
Coding region: 347-1612 (421 amino acids)
Biological process (GO): amino acid transmembrane transport
Cellular component (GO): vacuolar membrane
Molecular function (GO): amino acid transmembrane transporter activity
Source: RefSeq, a predicted model, not a curated record